Molecule: messenger RNA, 931 nt
Organism: Telopea speciosissima
Lineage: Eukaryota; Viridiplantae; Streptophyta; Magnoliopsida; Proteales; Proteaceae
Product: B-cell CLL/lymphoma 7 protein family member A-like
Exons: 3
Coding region: 35-661 (208 amino acids)
Source: RefSeq, a predicted model, not a curated record
CCCGCUAAGCGAUCAACCGAAGCAUAGCACAGAAAUGGAGGGAGUUGGGGCGCGACUCGGAAGGUCGUCGACUCGGUAUGGUGGACCAACGACCGUGUUCAGUGGUCCAGUGAGGAAAUGGAAGAAGAAGUGGAUCCACGUGUCACCGUCUAACACUGCGAAUCAUCAUUCUUCUCAGUCCAACGGUACUAACGGCUCUCACCUCCUCCUCUACAAGUGGACUCCCCUCUCUCAGAGCAACAAUAACAGCAACAAUGGCGAUAAGACUACUUCCAAGGAUGACAACGCUGCUGCUGUUGCACUGGAAGAGCCACCUCGAAGGAAAUUUCGAUACGUCCCGUACUUGAUAAUGCAGAUUGCUGUACUAGAGGAACAGAAUAGAGAAGCAGCAGAAAAGGCUGAUGAGGAGGGCGAACCAAGCGACACUGAUCCAUCUGCUGGGGCGGAGGCCAAGAGUGAUGGUUCCAAUGGAAAACCUGACAUUAAUGAUGUGCCAAUGGAAGAAGCUCAGGCAUCAGUCAAGGAUCAACAACCAGCACCUCAAGAAUUGAGUGAAACCAAUUUGGAUUUGAGUUUGGGUUUGAAAGCCCAUGAUGGUGAUCAUGAUGCUGAUCCGAAAAGAGAAAAGAGCAAAGACGGCCAACCAGAGAGAGUCAGCUGAGCUGCUGUAGGGACAUGAGAUGAUUAAUCCCAAAUUAACAAAUCAUUAACUGCAGGAAACAGCUCAGAAAGUGGCCAAUCCAUGGCAUCUAAAGUAUUAUUGUUGGCUUUCCCUGCUCCCACAUUGUCUCUUGGGGAAGUGCUUGCCUGAAAUCUUAUUAACACCUCAUUUGUUGUUCCUUUAUUGCUUCUUUGCUGCUCUGAUUGCAUACUGCAUAGAUUCUUUGCAUAAAAAGGUGAAAUUUUUUCUUGAUCUGUGGAGCCAAAUAUU